AUGCCGUCUGCCAAACUGAACAUGGUGUCCGCCGAGGACGAGUGGUCGCCUCUCCAGGCUGUCAUCGUCGGCCGCGCAGAGCACUCUGCUUUCCCCUCUGAACCCGCCCAUAUGAUUGCGGCCACAAUGCCCGAUGAGCAUCAACACCUGUUCAAGCCAUCGAACCCAUUUCCGGCAGAGAUUUUGGAGAAGGCGCAGCAGGAGCUAGACCACUUUGCCUCGAUCCUCGAGAACGAGGGGAUUCGCGUUUAUCGGCCCAAGGAGGUCGACUGGCUCAAAGUCGGCGGCUACACGGGGGCAAUGCCACGGGACAGCCUCAUGACUGUUGGAAACACCGUGGUCGAGGCGCCAUUCGCCUGGGGCUGCCGUCGAAAGGAGGUGGAGCUUGGAUACAGCGACAUUCUCUCGACUCUGGCCGAAGAUGGCUCCAGCAAAGUCGUCCGCGCACCAGUUACGAUGGGACGAGAAACGCUGUACGAUGGCGUUGAAACUGACAAAAGCGACGGAAGCCACGGCUGGGCUAUCAACAACACCAGGCCUUCCUUUGACACCGCGGAUUUUAUGCGCUUUGGCAAAGUGAUCAUUGGGCAACUCAGCAACGUGACGAACAUGAAGGGUGUCGAGUACUUGAGAGCUGUCAUCCCCGAAGGAUACACUGUUGAGGUUUUGAAAACGGACGAUCCCCACGCUAUGCACAUUGAUGCCACCAUCCUCCCUCUCCGGAAUAAGCUGAUGGUUUAUCACCCCGAACGAGUCUCUGAGGAGGCGUUGCGCCAGCAUGCUGUGUUCCAAGAUUGGGAGCUGUACGCGUAUCCGUUUACGCCAGAAACAAAGGACGGUCCUCCUCUAUACAUGACAUCUCCAUGGCUUGUGCUCAAUGCGCUGAGCUUGGACGAAAAGCGGAUCAUGGUGGAGGCCAAGGACACGGUUUUUGCCUCGUGGGUGAAGGAGAAGUUUGGGAUGGAGCCGAUUAUGUGCCCAUUCCAGCACGUUAAUGCCAUUGGCGGCUCAUUCCAUUGUGCCACUGUUGAUCUUGUUCGCUUGACAUGA
This is a messenger RNA of Uncinocarpus reesii 1704, 1050 nucleotides long. RefSeq lists its product as uncharacterized. The coding region runs from base 1 to 1050 and encodes 349 amino acids. Gene Ontology annotation, molecular function: amidinotransferase activity. Lineage: Eukaryota; Fungi; Ascomycota; Eurotiomycetes; Onygenales; Onygenaceae. The record is from RefSeq and is a predicted model, not a curated record. Gene Ontology annotation, cellular component: mitochondrion. The transcript has a single exon.